AUGUACUUCACAAACGCAGUAGUGGUAGCGACCUUGCUGCUGCUGUCGACGACACCCCAGCGACAGGUUAGCGCAGAGGUAGAAUGCUACUCCUGUAACGGUAAGGAGGAGUGUGAACAGAGUUUUGAUAAGAUGGACAAGUGUAAGGCCCCUUCUUCUUGCAUCAUAGACGCUCUGACAGAUAAGCAGUACGUAUUUAGAAGAAUGUGUAGUCAUGGUGAUGUGGAAGCAGACCAGUGCACGGAGGACCUGGGUAGAAUUCAGUACUGUGCGUGUCGUGGAAACCUCUGCAACAAGUACACAUAUGACGAGCUGUCAAAGAUUUUUGAAGACAAUGGAAUUAAUUACGAUGAAUAUGACGAAGUUAUCGAGUAA
Helobdella robusta is the source of this 375-nucleotide messenger RNA. RefSeq lists its product as hypothetical. The transcript has 2 exons. The record is from RefSeq and is a predicted model, not a curated record. Bases 1 to 375 code for a protein of 124 amino acids. Lineage: Eukaryota; Metazoa; Annelida; Clitellata; Rhynchobdellida; Glossiphoniidae.